Messenger RNA from Motacilla alba alba, 9485 nucleotides. RefSeq names its product integrin subunit beta 6 (gene ITGB6). Gene Ontology annotation, biological process: cell-matrix adhesion; integrin-mediated signaling pathway; cell migration. NCBI's taxonomy places the organism in Eukaryota, Metazoa, Chordata, Aves, Passeriformes, Motacillidae. The coding region runs from base 3549 to 5918 and encodes 789 amino acids. Gene Ontology annotation, molecular function: integrin binding. Gene Ontology annotation, cellular component: integrin alphav-beta6 complex; focal adhesion; cell surface. The record is from RefSeq and is a predicted model, not a curated record. The transcript has 19 exons.
GCUGAGAGGUAGCAAACAGAAAAGUUGCUAUUACAGCAAAAUGGCAAAAGCUAAAGGACUCGUUUUCAAACAUAUGCUGAGAUUUAAGUAGAAACAUAAUUGAUUGGGUACUAGCUCUCUAUAGUAGGUAAAUAAAAAUAAAAAGACUUGGCACUUUUAAAAGGUAACUUUACCAAAGAACAAAGAGCCAGUAACCAAUAAUUCUGAUUUGUCUCAGCAUUGCGUCUUCUGUACUCUUUAUUUUUGCCGGACCAGUUUGCGGUUAAGAGAAUGUGCCUUUUUUGUACAUUUGCAUUUAGGUUUUAUAAUUUUAAUUGAUGUAUGGACACAAAAGCAUGAAGGAAGACUUGGAUCCAAGCAGUGCCACACUUUACAUCAUCACUACAAGUGUUAAGUGUAAAGAAAACCAAUUUUGAAACUAUGAAAUUCCUGAUUCAUAAAUACACAGUUAUUUGUACUUCACGUAUUAGAUAAUUCACUGCUACUAAAGCUUUUUAUUACAAUUGCAUAUGUUUUAAAUUGAAUGAUAAAUUAAGUUGUCUUCCAAAACUGUGUACUUCUCUGGUCAGCUGUAUAUGAUCAGUUAUCUACCUCAAAGUUUAUUUCCUUUUGUAUUGGGACAGGUUGCUGGCCCUCCCUGUUUCCACAGACCAAAUCAUCCUAGCUCGGGAGCUAGGGCUAAGCAGUUGUUUCUUUCAAGUAUUUUUUAGUUUUUAAAUUUUGUGUGAGUAUUGGAGUAUAGAUGUCGGUGACAUUUCAUAGUUUCAAAAGUAAAUUGCUGCUCUGAGAAGUGUAGAUUCUAGUGAAAUGCAUAGUCAUAAGAGAUGUGUUUUUGUUUUUUCUUUUUUUAAAAAGUUGUGGUAUUAUUGGUUCUAUGCUCCCUGGAAUAUUACUGCUUUGUAAAAGUCCAGACUUCCUGCAGCACCUUGCCUGUAUUUGGUAACUUUCCAAACCUGGAUCUCUCACUACUUGCUAUUUUUGCAUUAAUUAAAAACUGCAGUAUGAUAGCUGUGUUAGAGGGAGGGAAGAGCUGCUGCCAGAAAUGUCUGAACUAAGUGCCAUACUCAUUGUCUGGGUAAGAUUUGGGAAAUUUAACCUCUGUACAUAAAGAAAUAAUCAGUUACUUAAACAUCACAUAGUAGACAGCCAUUAAAUUAUAAAAAAUUAAUUUAUGAAGAAAGACCUUUUGUACAGAUUGAAAAAAAAAAGAUUUUCAUAGAGAUAUCUAUAUGAUCAAGAGAGUUAAUUUUUUAUUUUUGUUUUACUAGUGCCACAAACUUGCCAGUGGUAACUUAUUUGUCCGGUUCAAGAUAACUCUGUAGUUUUGUUUCCUAGGACUUGUUGUUAAACGCCAAAAGACAUUUUUGAACUGUAAAUUUGAUUAGAUUGUUAGCUUUUUCUGUUUUAUUUCUUUGAAAACUUUUGAAUAAAAAAGAUCCAAAAAAACCAAAAAUGUAUCGUCUUUUUCCUUCAGACCUUCCUUUACUGGGGGAAAACCCAAACAGGUUAUGGUAAAACUUCUGUAUUUAUUUUGGGAUGUUUGGAAUUGCUUUCUGCUUGACAGCCUGGGUUUUUUUCUCCUCUAUCUUUUGUCAAAACCAAAUAUUAACUCUUUCACACCACACUACAAAGUCACUAAUUCUUUCCAACAAAACAGGGAAAGAUAUAUGAAAAAUAUAUGAUGAGAUGUCAGAUUUGGAUGCAAGAACUCUGUUCUGCUGUGUGUCAGCCCACACAGGGAGUGGUGUGUAACCAGGCUUGCGUGCUGUGGCUGUAAAUGCCAUUUUCCAGAGGUAAGGUUGGAGGUGUCUUUAUGUAAUAUACUUUUAUUGCGUAUAAUAAAAGUCAUUACCAACUAAUUUGUUCAACAUCGACUCCAUCCUCUUCCAUAGAACCUGUUUUGAACCCUACUUGCAAACUUGCUGUUAAUUAUGUUUUUACCUCUUAACAAAUAUGGGUAUCAGAUUAAUGUGGGAUGAUUGGUACCAAUAUAAAUGUUUUGUGCAAGAUCAUACUCCAACCCUGUUGUUUUUUGGUUGUUAGUGAUUACACAGUAGCCUUUCUUUAGGCACUGAACAUAAUUUUUUAUCUUUCUUCAUUUUCUGAAUUAGCUACUCUGAGCAGGUGCCAGGCAAGUGCAAGCAAUGCAUUAACAAGGAGUAUAACCAAGUGCUGUUGAGCAACUGAGCCUUGCUAAUGACUGCACAUUUUGGGCUAGAACAGAGUAAGUCAAAGUAGUCUAAAGCACUUUGCUGAUACUGUGUGUUAGCUUUUCAGGGGGAAAAAAGUUAGUAAGUGCUGUUUUGCUCUCCUCUUCUAGCUUUAAUUUAUGCCAUGGUACCUCCACCAUACCAGACAAAGUCAUGAUUGACUAAAACUGUGCCACCUAAUCUUCCACAGAAACAUCAGAAAUGUGUUUUAUGUGCCAGAAUAUUUGUAUGGGUUUGUACUCCUACUCCUCCUGUGCACACUUCACUGCACUUGUUCCUUUUGCUGUAGUCAACCACUCCAAAAUUUUUUGUGAACUUCCACAUGUGUUGGAAUAAGAUAAUCUAUCCUGUCCAGCAGUGCUUUCUUAUGAAAGCCAGUGUGUUGUUUGGUGGCAUUUAAGACGUGUUACCUUCCAAACGCUUGCCACACUGACGUACUCUUUCAACUGCAAAAGAUCAUCUGUAUCCUUCCCCCGCCAACAAAUUCUGGCAUUGAUUAACCCAAACAAAUCUGAGGCUUUUGGCUUUCAGACUCAGUCCAUUAAUUCUUUCCAGAAUAGGGGUUAGGAUAUACAAAACCUAUUCUGUUUGGCAACUUCUCUUUCAGUGACUAAGAAAAGCCAAGCUGAUGUCAGAACAGCAAAGAUUUACCGAGCAGUGAUCAGAGGGAGGGUGUAAAAGCCUGCAUGUGGAAUGAGUCAGUCUUUCCUUUUCAGGACAGCUCUAACCACAUCUACCAUCUGACAAAUCUGUGCAGCCCACUUCUAUAGUAAAGAAGAAAUCAUAUCACAGGAAAAUACUACUGGGGUGUUUUUCCAUGUCCAAGAAGAAAGGCCAGCUUCUCCACAGGCAAGCCUUAACUGUUUAAGCUUCACUGCAAUACAAAGGGAUUUUUGGAGCACUGAAGGAAUGAAGUGCUCCCCCAGCUCCUUAACUACUGCCCAGGGAAAUGAUGUGAACACUGAGCUGCCUCUGCUCUUUAUGCCUGGCUUCCCACCCAGUUCCUUGGGAGAGUAUUACAGCUGCUUGCUGCUCUGAUUUGUAACCCAGCUGGCACUGAUACUUCCUUGUGCAUUCCCUAAGACACUUGGUGAGCCUGGAGAAUCCACAGAGAAAACUGAAGUUUGUAGGAGCAGGAUGGUGGAGUGCUUUUAAAACAGAGGCUUGACUUUAGGGCUGGUGAGAAGCAAAGCAGCUGCCAUGUGGAAAAGAGAAGCUCUCAGUGAUCCUGCAGAAAUCUGGGCUGUGGUGCAAGGAUGUCUGCAGUGCCAGGGAAUCUGCUCUGCACACGAGAAAUGUUCAAGUGCACCGGGGAGCAGCAGCCAGCACUGAAAACGAAUGGGGAUUGAAUUGCUUUGCCUCUGUUUCCUAUUUCUGCAAAGAAAUAACUAUGUGCAAGGGACCUGUUCUCAGGAAAGCACAGUGACUUGUGAAGAUUGUUUGCUUUCCGGACCACACUGCGCUUGGUGUUCGCAAGAGAAUUACACAGACUCGUCUGGAAUUCAUGGGAGGUGUGAUACCCUGGAAAACCUUUUGUCCAAAGGAUGCCAGCUGAAUUUGAUUGAGUUUCCCAUUUCAGAAGUAGAAAUUCACAGAAAUGACCCCCUAACUGCAUCAUCCCAGAAGAACAGUUCUGAUGUCACACAGAUUUCUCCCCAGAAAUUAACUCUGAGGCUGCGACCAGGACAUGAAGAAACAAUACAGAUUAAGGUUCGCCAGACUGAAGAUUAUCCAAUUGAUCUCUACUACCUCAUGGAUCUUUCAGCUUCCAUGGAUGAUGAUCUGAAUACAAUCAAAGAACUGGGUUCAACUCUUUCCAAAGAGAUGUCAAAACUGACAAGCAACUUUAGACUGGGGUUUGGAUCUUUUGUUGAAAAACCAGUUUCACCAUUUAUCAAAACUACAGCUGCAGAAAUAAACAACCCUUGCAGAAGUGUGCCAUACGAGUGCUUACCCACCUUUGGAUAUAAAAAUGUUUUGCCACUAACAAACGAUGCUGAAAAAUUCAAUGAAAUUGUGAAAGGGCAGCGAAUUUCUGCUAAUAUAGACACUCCAGAGGGAGGAUUUGAUGCAAUUAUGCAGGCAGCUGUUUGCAAGGAAAAAAUUGGCUGGAGAAAUGAUUCUCUGCAUUUGUUGGUGUUUGUGAGUGAUGCUGAUUCCCAUUUUGGGAUGGACAGUAAACUGGCAGGGAUUGUUAUUCCUAAUGAUGGGAACUGUCAUUUGGACCACAAUAAUGAGUAUUCCAUGUCAACUGUUCAGGAGUAUCCAACAAUUGGACAAUUAAUUGAGAAACUCGUGCAAAACAAUGUUCUAUUAAUUUUCGCUGUAACAAAUGAGCAAGUUCACAUAUAUGAGAAUUAUGCAAAGCUUAUUCCUGGUGCUACUGUUGGACGACUACAGAAAGAUUCUGGAAACAUUCUCCAGUUGAUCAUUGCUGCAUAUCAGGAGCUGAGGUCUGAGGUUGAAUUGGAGAUCCUGGGAGAGACGGAAGGGCUCAAUCUCUCCUUCACGGCCAUCUGUAACAAUGGGACCUUUUUUCCACAUCAGAGGAAAUGCUCUCACGUGAAAGUGGGAGAUACAGUCUCUUUCAAUGUGACUGUUAGUCUCUCUUCUUGUGAAAAAACCAGAAGGCUUAUCAAGAUAAAACCUGUGGGCCUCAGCGACGUGCUGGAGAUGGAAAUCCAUCCCCUGUGCAGCUGUGACUGCCAGGCCAAGGCCGAGGAGAAGAGCCCCAAGUGCAGCCAAGGGAAAGGCUCCCUGGAGUGCGGGGUGUGCGUGUGCAGCCCCGGGUACGUGGGGCCGCGCUGCGAGUGCCACGAGAGCUCGCUGGGGACCAGCUCCUGCCGGGGCCCGGCCGAGCAGAGCUCCUGCAGUGGGAGAGGCGACUGCUACUGCGGGCAGUGCCUGUGCCACCCGUCCCCCUACGGCAAGGUCUACGGGCCCCGCUGCGAGUGCAACGACUUCUCCUGCGUCAGGCACCGCGGCCUGCAGUGCGCAGGCAAUGGUGACUGUGACUGUGGGGAAUGCAGGUGCCACAGUGGAUGGACCGGUGAAUACUGUAAUUGCACAACUGAUACCAGCACCUGCAUUGCUGAGGAUGGGACGCUGUGCAGUGGGAGAGGUGAAUGCAUCUGUGGGACAUGUGCUUGCACCCAUCCAGGGGCUUCGGGCCAAAUGUGUGAAAAAUGCCCUCUCUGCGGUGACCCCUGCAGUUCCAGAUGGAGCUGUGUGGAAUGUCACUUGGCUGCUGAUGACAAGUCACUGGGAGAUUGCAGUGAAAAAUGCAAAUUGGUUGAUGCAACUGUCAGCAUGGCAAAAGAUUAUUCAGAGGAUAAAUCCAUUUCCUGCUCUUUGCAGGGGGAAAAUGAAUGCAUAACCACAUUUCUACUGGCUGUGGAUGAACAGGGAAGGACAGUCAUUCACAACAUAGAACAGAAAGAUUGUGCACAGCAUCCAAAUAUCCCAAUGAUAGUGGUGGGUGUCACCCUUGCUAUCCUCCUCAUUGGCAUUGUUUUGCUUUGUAUAUGGAAAUUGUUGGUGUCACUUCAAGACCGAAAAGAGGUGGCCAAGUUUGAAGCAGAAAAAUCCAAAGUUAAAUGGCAAACGGAAACAAAUCCACUGUACAGAGGCUCAACAACCACUUUUAAAAAUGUGACUUACAAGAACCAAGAUCUGCAUAAAAGACCCAUGGCUGCAGACUUCUAUUAGCACCUCCAACACUACAAACUUAAUUUUACUGGCAGGAAUCUAAAUCUAAACUUGUUUCUUCUCAGCUGAUUAUGUGAUAUUUGUUUACAAAUUGCAGUGGUAUAACCAUUCUGUUAGAGAAUAUAUAUCUUGUGUUGGGACAAAUAAAGAUAACAUAUUAGUAGUAAGGGUUAGUAGAAAUAUUUUUUUAAAUGACCCUUUAUUGUUACAGGCCCCAUAUUUUAAAAAUGGCAUCACAAAUAAUUUUAAUUUUGUCAUUAAUACUGAGGAUUCUAAAUUAUCAUGUAAACUUAUUUUUUGUUAAAUUAGAUAUAUACAGUGAACUUUAUACUACUUUGUCCAUACACAUAAUCCCAUAAAUUAGUGUUUAGGAAUGUAUUUGUACCAGUCUAUUUGGUGGGCUGGUUUAAAUUUAGAAAAUAUUUUGGUUUUUUAAUGAAUGCAGUUUAAACUACUGAGGAUUGAGCUUUCUCAUAUCACCUGUGUGAAUGAAUAGUUUCUCACCAGAAAAAAAAGUAGUGAUAUUGCCCAUCUUCUGUAAAUGUAAGUUAUACAGAAACAUUUCUUCUCUAAUUCUUCUUUCUUGUCCUGUUUCUCUCUUUCUUUUCCUUGUUGCUCUUUGAUGUUCUUUAAGGACCUAGGCCCUGGGAUUAUCUCAGGGAAAGUUAAAUCAAGCCAAUCAAGCCUUAUUCACUUGCAGUUGUUUUCUGCUCCAGACACAGACUGCUUUUUUUUUUUUUCUUUUGAAUUCUAGUAAAAAGAAUACAGAGGAAAAAAUAUUUGUAAAUUAGAGACCCCAGUAGACACAGUUUUAAACCAGAGGAUUAGCAGAACUCCAUUUCACCAUUUACAUCCUGUAAAUGAUUUGGGUGCUCACAAUACACCUCACAUGCUGGGCCAUCACACAAAGUGGAUCAGGAGCCCUUUUCAUGCAGAAAUAUUCACACAAAAGGUUUAUUACCACACAUAAAGACAGUAAUUUUUGUUGAUAUGUCCAUAGUUGUGAGGUUUUUUCAAUGCCCAGCAGCCAAACUGCUUAUUCUUGUGCAUAAUAACAUAUUCACUUCUUUUGGGCUGAGUUGUUUGGUUUUAGGUUUGGUUUGGUUGUUUUCCCCUCAAACUAAACAACAAAAAGAUCUAAGGAUUUCACUUAAUAUUCAUUUCCAUUAUGUUAAUGAGGAAUUUUAAAUCUCCAUUUUAGCUAAUAAAAAAUGAAUUGCAAUUUUUAAUUGUAAUCUGUUAGUAUGCAUAGCACUGGAUAAAGAAACUAUAAAAGUAACUAACAUGCUGACAUAGAAAAAUUACAAAUUGGACUACUUUAAGAUAACAAUAAUGAAUUUUAUUUUUAAUAUCACUUUUCAGCUGCAUUUUUUGCUAUUUUGAAAUAGAUGGUCAAAAUGUACAUAUGAAGGUACUUAGAAAUCAAAGGUACUUUGGCACUGUUACAAAUAAUCACAUACAUUCCCUAAGGUAAAUAGGGAUUUUGAUCUGAAAAAGUAUUGAUCUGAAUGUAUUUGAUCUGAAAAAGCUGUUGUCCAUUUUGUAAUAAAUAUUUACCAAGUCUGUGCAACUUCAGUCUCCAUAUCCUCCACAAUAUCUGGAACUGAGACUGGUAUAUUAGCUAGCUCUGACCCAUGCCUGUUUUAGGGCCUGAUCCAAAGCCUACUGGAGUCAUUGGCUACAGAUGUGGAUCUAGUUUCAGUGAAACUAUUAGCUUUGGUUUACAAAGAUUGUUUUGUUUAAACAAACUGAUUAAUACUGUCUAUUAGUGAAUUAGAACCUAUAUACAUGUAUCUGUGCAAAAAGAAAUAGUAUCAGAUGCCUUUGGAAAGAAGGCGAUGCUAGAACCACCAAAAUUAUAGCAGUGCAAUGGAAAUGAUGGCUGUGAUUAAACUGGAACAGAUUCACAUCUGUGUUCUGGUAUUCCUGCACAUCUCACAGUUGAAACUGCACAGAUAAAGGCUCACAUCUGUGGCUCUUCCAACCACUAGAUUUCCACAGAUGUCAGUUCAAGUUACACGUGGGACCAAAUCCUGUUUCCCUGGCACAUGGAUAAACUCAUGGCAUGCAAAGCUGGCCCCUGAGUCUGCUGAGAUUCCACUUGGGUGAAGGUUGCCUAAGGGACUAGGGAAAUCUGGAUUCACCCAUGUAGGUUAUCUGUUACUCUUCUAUUUCUCAUGUAGAAGUCAUCAAAUUAUAAACUUUCUCCAAAAUAAAUGAAAAUAUUUUUAUUACUUUUCAAGUCAUAAAAAUCUAUCCUGUUUAUUAAAUGCCUUUUAAAUUCUGUUUCUAAAAUCUGAUUUUGCUGCUCACUAUUAGGGCUGAAAGCUUUUCUCCUGUAGGCUGCCCAUUUCAAUAUUCCACCAUAUCUCAGCCUUCAAAUGUUAAUAACAAAGUGGUGUUUGCAUUUCAUGUCAAAUGCUUGGUGCUCUACAUUCCCUGUUCCUACAGUAGAUUUCAUUUCCCAAACCUUCUCACCCUCUUCCCAUCGCUUGUGUCUUCUGAUUAUCAGCAGAGAUCCAAUUUGUUAUGUUUAAAGUCCAAUUGCUCCUCCUAACAAUCUCUCUCUAAAUUAUCAAAGAUCUACAGGAGCCAGGCAGGAUGAUUUGCAGUUUCCCUGCUGUGACUGACUGUACUAUACAUUUUCUGUGCACCUUCCAAGUUGUCAGGAUGGAAAUCACUCAAACAAUUAAGAAUUCAUCAGAAGAGAGAAAAUAGAAGGACUUGGUGAGGAAGUUUUCUAUUAUUGAGGGGUAUCAACUCGACUCAUACAUAUGAGCCGUCCUUUAGCAGCAUUAAUUUAGAUCAUAAAUUUUGAGUAAACCCCCAGAUUUCAAGAACUUUGAAGAUCUCACUUGGCAUUCACCCCAGAAACAAGAGUGGUAUUCAUCCAUUUUUAUUAACUAUAUAAUUUUCAUUUUGUAGAAUUUUUAUCAAAGUUCAUGUUUUUCUCUUUUUAAUUUUUUUUCCUCCACCAAGCUAUAAGUGAGUUUGUGUGUGGUAAGUGGGAUGAAAAAGUCUUUCUGCUGUUUUCAAAACCACUGUUUUGACCCGAGGCUGGACCUUGGGAUUGGCCAAAACAUUUUUUAAUAAAAAUACUUCUAUUCACUAAUGGGUUAAAUUGAAUAAAAGAAUAAUCAUCAGCAAUUUUAUGGUAUUUUUCUCUCCCAUACACCCUAUAGAAUAGUAAUUUCAGUAAUGUAUGUUAAAUGGAUAAUUUUUCAUUUGAUUAAUAGAAGGUGCAUGAAAUUUUGUAUUGUAAAUGUCCAGAUUGCAUUUGUUUGUUUUGUAAUGUAACUAGUGGGUAGUGAGUCUGGGAUACGAGAUUUGGGUGUCAAGUGCAAUACUCUCCAUGCCUCAUCUGCCUUUAUGUAGAAGUUCAAGUUUAUUUUGCAGUGUGUACAACAGAGUUAUUGCCCCCCAAAACUUACCACAAACAAUCUAAAAAUAAAAAAAAGACAAAAUUUAGCUUCAUCUAUUUGAAAGAAACCAGUAAAGCAUUCAACUUGUUUGUGUAAAAAGGAGUUAUUUGACCUUGAAUAAAGAUUGUAAAAUAGAAUCAUUUUA